Drosophila serrata is the source of this 3324-nucleotide messenger RNA. RefSeq names its product TBC1 domain family member 31. Gene Ontology annotation, molecular function: protein binding. The record is from RefSeq and is a predicted model, not a curated record. NCBI's taxonomy places the organism in Eukaryota, Metazoa, Arthropoda, Insecta, Diptera, Drosophilidae. Gene Ontology annotation, cellular component: ciliary basal body. Gene Ontology annotation, biological process: cilium assembly.
AGGGUUUUACGCAUCAUUAAUCUAGUUUCAGAAUGAAUGAAUCAAGAAAUAUAGUUGUGGCUAUCCAACUGGAUGUUUAAUUUAAAAUACUUUAAAGUUCCCCCAACUUAAGUUUUCCUCAAUUCUGGCUACGCCCAUGUCCGGAUUUGGGACUGCCACUUCGAUGUCGGUCCUUUGACAGAUGAGUUGGUAAAAUUAGUAAUUAAAUUGAAAUUGUAAUGGAUAGGAUUGUAAAAAAAGAGGAAAUAAAAGUGGAGGACUUUACGGGGAUUCCUUCGGUGAGUCUGCAUGGCAUCGGAGGCGACACAUUGCAGAAGGAGGACUAUGGAGAUAUGCAUGUGGAGGAGGUGCUAACCGAGGAGGAUCUAGAACUUGAGGAGUUCAGUGACCAGGAAUUUGUAGAAUCUGAGGAGACUGAUGUGACCAUCACGCAAUCCAACACCGCUCGAACAUUGCCCUCCAACGAUGCUACGAUACGCAAGUAUCCCUUUAAGCUGAAGCACAACGAAUCCGGGAACAUCCUCACCGUACACCAUACAGUCAAGGAGGAUGGUCAGCAGAUGCGCAUCCAAAUCGGCGCCUGCUGCUUCAAUGAGCUGAGCAACAAACUGGUGGUCAUCGACAAGCGUGGCAACAUCUUUGUCUUUGACUUUGUGAGCAAACGCUACUGGCGUCUGAGCUUCCGGAUCCCCAAGGUCAGGGUUAUUCGUCCGUCGCCGCAGCACAGGAGCGACUACAUAGUGGGCAACAAGCUGGGCCAUAUUUUCAUCAUUGAUGUGGACAACUCGAUUCUGGGGCGCCAGAGCGAGGUGGGCAAUACGCCGCCCGACGAGAUCACGUUCGGCAAUCGCCUGCGAAAUCCCCGCGCCGCCAACGUCCUGAUGCGCUUCGGUCGCACGGCCCUCCUGGCCAAUCUCCAGUCGCUCCAGGUCUCCCAUCAGCUGGACUUUGACGAGUCGCGCUACACACUAAAGUUCGCUGCGUUUUUGCCCAACUCGGACCAGUUCUUCAUCGGUUUCUCGAACGACUCGCUGCAUGUUUGGUCUUCGCAUACGCUGAGCACUCUCCGGAUGGCCCAACCCAUUAAGGCCAAGGACCGCAGGCUCAGACUGCUGCCGGCAGGAGAGUCCAUUCCGGAGAUCUCUCUGCGUGGCUCCAAUGACAGUGACCUGGAGAAUGAUCUCACAUUCGACUGCCAGGACCACGACUUUGCCGAUGGCAAGCUGAUGAGCUAUUGCUUCACUCCCGACGGCAACAAGAUGUGCCUGAGCACCGUCGACGGCUACCUGCUGCUCCUGAGCACGGCAUCCUUCGACCUGGAGAAGAUCUUCCGCCUCACCGACUUAGUGCUCCGUCAAUUUGCCUUCCUCAGCCAGCCCAAAGAGCGUGUGGUGUUCGGGAUCACGGGUAGGAAUCAGGCCGUCAUGCUGGACCUGGCCAAUACAGACCACAAGCUGAUCGUCCAGCGUUCGAAUGCAAUCAGCCUGAGUCUGAGCAAGGAUGGCAAGCUGCUGAGCAUAAUCUCCGGCGGCGGGGAGGUCAAUGUGUGGUCCACAUGCCGCCUCUUCAACGGGUUGCAGGUACAGACCCGUUGCCUCAACCACAUCAAGGCCACGGCCUUGAAGAAUACGGCUCCUCUGCCCCUGCCGCUGGCCUCCUCCAGUGCCAGCGGAUGCAUGAAUCCGGAGUUGCGCCAUCUGCUGAAGCCACAACGGCUUCGGAGCAUACUCAAAGAGUACGGAUGCUAUCCGGAGAAGUACAGGUUCCUGAUUUGGACUUCUCUAAUGGAGCUGCCCUGCAAUGGUUCGCAGUUUCAGGCACUCUUAAAGUUGGGUUCGCCGCUUGUGGUUCGGAACAAAGCCAAGAAGCUGAAGAUUCGCAACGAGGCGCAGAAGCGAUCUGUGAUCAAGAUCUGGAGCUGCCUGGCCCAGUGGUGCAAGGUGCUGGCCCAUGCCGACUUCAUGCCGCACUUGAUCUAUCCGUUCGUUAAACAGCUGCCUAAGAACGGUCUCAUCGCCUUCGAGGUGUUGGCCACCCUUAUCCUGAACCACUUCCAGCUGUGGUUCGAGUUCCAUCCUCUGCCUCCCGCCAACUACCUGGCCCUGUGCGAGAACCUCCUGCAGCACCUGGACGAGCGCCUAUGCAAGUUCUACAAGGCGCAGGAGGUGCUGCCCAAGGACUAUGCCUGGCCGCUGCUAAGCAGUGCCUUCGCCGAGAUCCUGGAGGAGCAACAGUGGCUGGUGCUGUGGGACAACAUUGCCUCGGAGCCGCCCUGGUUUCCCAUCUUCCUGGUGGUGGCCUACAAUCUGCUCAAUCGCGAGAUUAUCAUACGGUUGCCUGACCAACGAUCCGUGCUCUCGUUCUUCCACGACCAGAACCCGCUGGACAUCGGUAAGCUGCUCUCCAAGGCCCGCAGGAUAAUGAGCAGAUGCGAGCUUGCCCUGCAUCCGCAGCGUUUCAUGCAACCCUUCGAGGCCAUUCCGAGUGGCGUGUAUCCCAAGUUCCUCAAGUAUCCCAGCGAGUGGAUCGAUCAGCAGGAGGAGCAGGCCGUCUCUUUGCUGAAGCACAACCAGGAGAUCGAUGCCCGCAUCCGGCACCUCGAGCUGGAGGAGGUGCAUAUCAUGGAGCGGCUGGAGAACGGCCUCAAGCAGGAGGAGCAUACGCGGCGCCUCAAGGAGAUGGAGAAGCUCUACCAGGACACCAUCCACCGCGAGGAGGAGCGCAUCACGUGCCAGCGCAAGAUGCUGCUCACCUACCAGAUGGAGGUGCGUCAUCGCAAGAGCGAGGUCAUCAGCAAGUUGCAGCAGUCCGAGCAGCGACGCAAGGUCAUUGAAAUGGAGAAGGACAUUGAUCUGCUGAUGCACAGCAUCGAGCGUGAGCGUCGCCGGAACAACCAGCAGAUGCAGCUGGCUGAGGACGAAAUACGCAACCAGGAGAUGGAGCUCCUGGCGCAGCGCUACUAUUCGGAGUCGGGAGGCGCUCCAUUGGCCCAGAAGUACUACGACAACAUCCAGAAGCUAUGCCGGCAGCGGAAUCAGUUGCAGCAGGAUCUUAAAGAGAUGACCAUGGAACAGCUACGCACGCCAACCACUUCUUCUGCUGCGCCACAUUAUCCCCAGCUGGCGGAUAUUGAGAGCUCCAUACUGGACAUCCAGCGCGAGUUCACCGACAUUGUAAGCUCAGAGGCAACACUGACGACCAAGGGACGUAGGGGCAAUGUCUCCUAAUCUUAAUUAGCAUAACAAAUGGCGGCCUUAAGGUACAAAUAAAUCUCUAAGCUAGGAAUAUUUACAUGGCAUCGCGAAAAUAAAAUAAAUAAAGGCA